Molecule: messenger RNA, 4657 nt
Organism: Lagopus leucura (white-tailed ptarmigan)
Lineage: Eukaryota; Metazoa; Chordata; Aves; Galliformes; Phasianidae
Gene: GRHL2
Product: grainyhead like transcription factor 2
Exons: 16
Coding region: 117-1970 (617 amino acids)
Biological process (GO): neural tube development; brain development; regulation of transcription by RNA polymerase II
Cellular component (GO): nucleus
Molecular function (GO): DNA-binding transcription activator activity, RNA polymerase II-specific; RNA polymerase II cis-regulatory region sequence-specific DNA binding
Source: RefSeq, a predicted model, not a curated record
CUCUGGUUCUGCCGCACCGGGCGUUCGCGCGCACCUUCACCUGCACAGACCUGAAAGUCCAGUUCCACCGGGGAGACCGAGCGCCGGGAAAGGGGAGCGAGUUCAUUGGAGCAAACAUGUCACAAGAGACGGACAAUAACAAGCGACUUGUGGCCUUAGUGCCAAAUGACACUUCAUUCAACACCAGACGAGCCUACACCAGCGAAGAUGAAGCGUGGAAGUCGUAUUUGGAGAAUCCCCUAACAGCAGCUACCAAGGCCAUGAUGAGCAUAAAUGGUGAUGAGGACAGUGCUGCUGCCCUUGGCCUAUUAUAUGACUAUUAUAAAGUUCCCAGAGAUAAAAGGCUGUUGUCUGUUAACAAAGUGAAUGAUAAUCAAGAAGACCAAGAUAAAAGAAAUUGUCUCAGUUCCACGGAAGCUCAGAGUAAUUUGAGUGGGGGAGAAAACCGUGUGCAAGUCCUGAAGACAGUGCCUGUUAACCUUUCCUUGAACCAAGACCCAUUGGAGUCAUCCAAGAGGGAGUACAACACAAAUGUGUCUGGCAGCUCCACGCCAAUUACGGGGACUGCAGUGACUGUGAUAAAAGCAGAAGAGUUCACCCCUGUUUUCAUGACCCCACAAGCACACUAUACGAGAGGAGAGAAUGAGGAGCACCGAGGGGUUAUCUUUGAACCGUAUGAAGUGUCCAACAUUGCUCCCCACACCAAUUAUCUCAAAGAUGAUCAGCGCAGUACUCCUGACAGUACCUACAGCGACACCUUCAAAGAUGGAGGAACAGAAAAGUAUCGCAGUGUGUCAGUGGGGGCUGAAGAAUACAUUUAUGAACAAACAAGCACUUUUCAGUAUACACUAGAAGCUACCAAAUCUCUGCGUCAAAAGCAAGGGGAGGGGCCUAUGACCUACUUAAACAAAGGACAGUUCUACGCCAUUACGCUGAGCGAGACGGGUGACAACAAAUGUUUCCGGCAUCCGAUCAGCAAAGUCAGGAGCGUGGUCAUGGUUGUUUUUAGUGAGGAUAAAAACAGAGACGAGCAGCUGAAGUACUGGAAAUACUGGCAUUCCCGGCAGCACACAGCAAAGCAGAGGGUCCUUGACAUCGCUGAUUACAAAGAGAGUUUUAAUACCAUUGGGAAUAUUGAAGAAAUUGCCUUCAAUGCCGUGUCCUUUACUUGGGAUGUCAAUGAGGAGGCAAAGAUUUUCAUCACAGUGAACUGCUUGAGCACAGACUUCUCUUCUCAAAAAGGUGUAAAGGGGCUUCCUUUGAUGAUUCAGAUAGAUACAUACAGCUACAACAACCGCAGCAAUAAACCCAUCCACCGAGCCUACUGCCAGAUCAAGGUUUUCUGCGAUAAGGGAGCAGAAAGGAAAAUCCGAGAUGAAGAAAGGAAGCAGAAUAGGAAGAAAGGCAAGGGCCAAGCAUCCCAAGCCUCCUGUAAUAACUCUGAAGGAAAGCUGAGUGCGCUCCCUCUGCAAAAAAAGAGUGAUAUAACUUUCUUCAAAACAAUGACUGACCUGGAUUCCCAGCCAGUUCUCUUCAUACCAGACGUUCACUUUGGAAACCUACAAAGAACUGGACAGGUUUACUAUAAUACAGAUGAUGAGAGAGAAGGUAGCAGUGUCCUGGUCAAGAGGAUGUUCCGACCUGUGGAGGAGGAUUUUGGUCCAUCCCCUUUGAAACAAAUGAAAGAAGAAGGCCUGAAAAGAGUGCUUUUAUAUGUGAGGAAGGAGACAGAUGAGGUGUUUGAUGCCUUGAUGCUGAAAUCACCCACAGUGAAGGGGCUAAUGGAAGCGAUCUCUGAGAAAUAUGGAUUGCCAGUGGAAAAGAUUGCAAAACUUUAUAAGAAGAGCAAAAAGGGUAUCCUGGUAAACAUGGAUGACAACAUUAUUGAGCACUACUCCAAUGAGGACACAUUCAUCCUGCACAUGGAAAGCGUGGUUGAAGGCUUCAAGAUCACACUGACUGAGAUCUAGCCUCAGACCAGAGCCCUUUCGUAAAGAACCCACAGCAUUUCAUUCUUCUUGGAAAGCAGAAGAUGCCUAUGGAAGUUGACAGACAUUGAUCAGAGAAACUGUUACAAGACUGCUUUGAAAAUACUGUCCGUUCUGCACAUGCACACCUACUGCAUACAGGCUUGGGUUCGUCAAGCACAAGGCCACUCAUGUUAACCUGGUCCCUUAUUUAUUGCUCCCCACUCUCCAUUGUACAAGCAGUUACCAGCCCCCAGAUUUGUAAUCAGAUGACCCACUGCAAAUGCGAAAUGCAGCAUUUUAGUCCAUGCUUUAGUGUGGAUAAGCUCAUUCUAAAAUAUAGUGAGGAACUUUGCUGGUCCAGUUUCAGAAAUCUUAUGUAAAUCUCUUUGCCAGUAGUUCUCUCCUCUCGCUAAAACCAGUGCUAAAGGUGGGGAAAGUGGCUGACAGAGUUCACUUGCUCAGACCAAUCCAUAUCUCUCUCUGGUGUAUAGUCUUGCCAAAUACCUCUGGUAGUUCUCAGCAUGUAGCAAUGAGGACUUGUAAGUAAGGCAUUCAGCUACAAAUGUCACUUGUAAGUAAAUGGUAAAGAAACCAUUUUAACCUUGUAUAUAAUGUUUAUAAUAUGCAAUAAUAUAUUUUAACUACUGUAUGUGGGCACGUUUAUUGCCACUAUGUUUUUGUAUGUACUGGGCUUAGGGUUUAACAGAAUAUUUCCUAGAAGAUUAGAUUUCUGCAAUCUGUUAAGGAGUGUGUACUGAGAAUCUGAGUCUGCAUUUGUGCACUCCAUCCCUGCCCACCCAGUUUUAUACUGAAAUAUUGGAGCAAACAGUGCUACAGCAUUUGGAGUGCACUGUCACUGUGGGACCCACCUUUGGUGCCCAGGUCUCAAACAUAGACACCUGAGUACUCCGUCCAGCUUUCACCAAAUCAUAGAAGCACCCCUGUGUCUGGUGUGCCUAGAGGCCUGUUCUCUUAGUGAAGCGAGGGCUCUCAAAAUGAGCCUGUCUCAAACCCCAACAAACUGCUCAUUAAAGCAUUCCUCUACACUGCAAGAAACUUCAGACAUCUUCUUAAGGGAGUUUGCUCUUGUCUCUCCAAGGAAUGAUUCUGUUUUGACUCCUAGUGCAGUUCAAUGAGGUAAAAAGUUGGGCUUGAUGUAAAUAUUUUACAGGCUGGAUCUGAACCAGGGGUGAACUAUGCAGUCACACCAUCAAGUUCCACAUCUGUCACAGGAAUUCUGAGAGAGAAAAGCUACAGCCUAAUCAUACCAGGAAAGGAGUCCAAGGCCUGGAUGUCCCCAGCAAAUGCAAACCUGGCACCUGUCUCUCUACUUUUCAGUUCCUCUUCCUGUCUUAGAUUGCUCUUCACACAGUGAACAAUCCUGUGGUUUUCAAUUGUAAGCAUUUCAUUUCCCAUGCACUGUGCAGGGAUCCCAUGAGACAGGCAGAAAUGUGAGGCCUUUCCUACGAACAACCUUUAGAGUUUUAUUGGUUCUUCCUUCUAAAGACUCUUUUUCACUUAGUCACAGUAUUUUUUCAUUAGCUGGUUAAUGACGUAAAGAAACACUGCUGAGUUUAAUGGGGCUCCUUCUCUCGUGGUUUGAGCUGUGGGAGCUAUUUACAUCCAAGCAAAGUAGUUGGAAAAGCUAACCAAUCUGAUUCUAUCAUAUUUCUGCAUCAAUUGUCUUGCAAGCUCUUGCAAUUUCUUAACUUCAUUAGUGAUAGCAUCCCAUUAAAAUUUGAUAUUCAACCACAAAUGUCAGGGACCUGUCAAAGCUCCUGCACUAUCAGAGCCUAUGGAAGCUCUCUGCUACUUGUGUCAGGGUUAUCACAUUCAGAAUCCAUACACAUCUGGAAGGCAAAGCGUCUGUUUUGUCUGUCUUCUCUCUCUUUCUACUCAUCUGUUGUGUGUUCUUUCUGCUCCUGAUGCAGACUUGUGUAGUAAUUCCAUUGUCUUUAUGGAUACAUACCCCAGUAAAAUGCUUUUGCUACAUUGCUUAAGGAUGGACAUCUUAGAUUGGAUACAGUGGAUACAGUGGAUUUAGGGUAAUUUCAUUUAUUUUUGCUUGGCUCAGACUCAGAUAAAAAGUCUUUGCUGACAUAGCCCAGAUACUUUUCCACUCCCAAAAAACAGGACAGUUUUGACAGGCAGCAUUAAGAACCGGGGCCAGUACACAAGACUUGUGAGCAAUGCUGUUGGUUCUUGUAUUUAUCUCUUAUUUAAUGGUGUUUGGGAUUCCAAGGAAUUUAACUGAGAUUUCUCAGUUGGUCACGAUGUCCCAGCAGAGGCUGUGUGCUAAGCUCAGCAGUAAUCACAUACAUGCAAGAUUUGAGCCCAGGUUCUGCCUCUAUCAGUGACUGUGGUGUCUGGGGCUGAGUUGUGGUGUGCCGCAUUAGGGGAUGUCAGUGAGAAUUUGAGGUUCACAGAGAAGGAUGGGACUGUCCUGGCAGCACCAGCAGCCUUGUUAGUAUUUUAUCCUUGUAUUACAUAGAGGUGGAAUUCCCUUUGGUAAUUAGAGCUAGGCUCUGCUACAUGCUGCAACGUCCAGCUCUGAGGAGCAGUAUCGUAGAAUCACAGAAUGGCUUGCAUUGUAAGAGUCCUUGGAGCACACCCAUCCUCAACCCCCUGCCAUGAGCAGGGCUACCACCUCCUAGCUCAGGCUGCCCAGGGCCCAUCCAAUCUGACCU